Molecule: messenger RNA, 300 nt
Organism: Chlorella variabilis
Lineage: Eukaryota; Viridiplantae; Chlorophyta; Trebouxiophyceae; Chlorellales; Chlorellaceae
Exons: 3
Coding region: 1-300 (99 amino acids)
Biological process (GO): mRNA splicing, via spliceosome; P-body assembly
Cellular component (GO): P-body; precatalytic spliceosome; U4/U6 x U5 tri-snRNP complex
Molecular function (GO): RNA binding
Source: RefSeq, a predicted model, not a curated record
AUGGCGGAGGAGGAGAACACUGUGCGGGAGCCUCUCGACCUGAUCAGGCUCUCGCUUGACGAGAAAGUGUAUGUGAAGCUCAAGGGGGAGCGGGAGCUGCGCGGCAAGUUGCACGCAUACGACCAGCACUUGAAUAUGAUCCUUGGGGAUGUAGAGGAGACGGUGACGUCGGUGGAAAUUGACGAGGAGACGUUUGAGGAGAUCAUCAAGGCAAGCGAGGGCGACAGCAGUCGGAUGGUCCCCUACCUCUUCGUGCGCGGUGAUGGCGUAAUCCUUGUCUCGCCACCACUGCGGUCAUGA